Molecule: messenger RNA, 4727 nt
Organism: Brachypodium distachyon (stiff brome)
Lineage: Eukaryota; Viridiplantae; Streptophyta; Magnoliopsida; Poales; Poaceae
Product: symplekin
Exons: 27
Coding region: 261-4151 (1296 amino acids)
Source: RefSeq, a predicted model, not a curated record
GCAGACCAAAGAGGCACUUCCGUUGCUGCCUGCCUUCCCUUCCGCUCGUCCUAUCUCCCGUGGCCCGUUCCUCGCCUAGCUGUGCUCGUACGGCCGUCGCGCUUCCUUCUCCACGGCCGCCCAAACCCUAGUCAAUCGCAUCGCCACCACCGCUGCCGCUGUUUCCUCCCCCCCAACCACAAAACUGAGCCCUAGACCUCCUCGGCAGCGGCGAGACCGUAAGGUGCUGCACCCAGUAGCUAGGGUUUUGGCCCCGGGACAUGGAAUUCCAGGUGGACGGCGCCCUGUGGCCGGAGUCGCGAGGCGGCGCAGCCGAGGCGCCGCCCCCACCGCCACCGAAGGAGCGCGGGGAGGCCCCACCUCCCCGCUUCGAUUCGUCGCGUGCCCUAAGAUUGCUGAGAGAUCUUGGUACAAAUGUAACAGAAGAUUUGGUUGUGCUGCUGCCAAAUUUGCUGUCAUUUUUGAAACACGACGAUCCUGCAGUUGUUAAGCAAUCUAUAGCUAGUGGGACAAAUUUGUUUGCUGCUGUAUUGGAAGAGAUGGCACUUCAGAUUAACGAGUGUGGAAGAGUGGAUGCUUGGCUUGAACAGAUGUGGGCUUCGAUGAACCAGUUCAAAGAUGCAGUCUGUGGUAUGAUGCACGAGCCUGGUCCUAUUGCAUCUAAACUACUCGCUCUAAAGUUCAUUGAAACAUGGAUCUUGUGCCUCACACCUCAAUCCAACAGUGAGCGAAUGCAAUCAACUGAAGGAAAGAACCGGAGGUUUGAUGCUUCUCGAUUACCUAAAUUUCAUCCUAGCCUUGAUCCUGUUGUUCUGGAAGCCGACACAAACAGGGCUUUCACCAUCCUGGUGGAUAUUGUUCAAUCAGCUUAUGCUCAUCGAGGAUCCUUGUUAGUUGGCACCAUUAAUUCUCUUGCAGCUAUUGGAAAGAAUAGGCCGGGUUACUAUGACCGUGCACUGUCAGUGUUGUUUGGUUUUGACCCUAAUUUGGAGACUUCAAAAGGGGCUCAUUCUGCAAGCCUGAGAUAUUCCCUAAAAACAGCUUUUAUAGGGUUUUUACGAAGUCCUUGCCAGGCAAUGAUUGAGUCCAAGGACAUACUAGUAAGGCGGCUUCGAGCACUGAGCCCAGGUGAAGCAACAGAACAGAUUAUUAGGCAGGUAGAGAAGAUGUCUAGAAAUAUAGAGCGCACUUCUCGUGCCAGCAAGGAGGAGCUUCCAGCAUGGGAGGUGCCUCAUGGAGAUCUUAAUCGGAAGAAUCCUGCUGCCAGAUCAGGCGACACUCUUGCUAUGGCUGAGGGCAUAGCUAAGAGAGCAAGAUUUGAUAGCUCUGCAGGUUCAAAUCUGCUAGUUCAGGGAAUGCCUGAUUAUUCUGAUAUGCAGAUUGAAAAUGACGCCAACGUGGGUCAUUCCUCUGAUCCCCCAUCUCUCUUGAGUACCGAUGUGUCUCCUGUUGAGAAGAUGAUCGAAAUGAUAGGUGCGUUACUUGCUGAAGGGGAAAGAGGAGCUGAAUCCCUUGGUAUUCUUAUAUCAUCAGUAGAGUCAGACGUCAUGGCUGACAUUGUGAUAGAGACAAUGAAGCAUCUACCCGAAGCUCCUUUUCCAUUAGGUACAAAUUAUGGCCUACAACCAAAUUUUCAAUCUGCCCUCCAGUCCCCCAACCGAGAAAAAAUUACCUUCAGUUCACACUCUUUGACCUUCAUGCCACAACUAUUACAAUCUGCAGAUGAAGUAGGCAUUUCACCACCUGAUGCACUUCCUACGCCCGGUGUUUCUGAUUCUAAGCGUGACCCCAGAAGAGAUCCUCGCCGCCUUGAUCCACGGCGAACAGUUGCACCUGCUGCUACUAGUCCCAUACAGGUGAAGGUGGAAACCACCAGUGUGCAUCAGACGGAUAAUUUUUCAAAUAUACCUUCUCCUAUUUCUGGGAAGGUUGAAAACCACGCAGAUUAUUCAGGAGACCUACCCGAAAAUGAAGAUGAGGAGCAUACAUCCUCUCAGCCUGAUGAAACAAUUGGCAAAGAGAUAUCUGAGUCUUUGGAAAAUGGCACAGAACCAGAGACAAACUUUGAAGUGCAAGCACCGGUGGAAGCCAGAUUUAAUUCUUCUGAUGUUGAUGGGGAGAAGACCAAUCCCUUGUCUCAAGAAGCUAUUUCGAACGACGAAUUUGAUAGUAUGGACUUGGACGUUGAUCCCUUUUCGCCAGUCUCCAAGGCAUCAACACCAGAGGAGACCAAUCAUGAGUUGCCACUUCUUCCAUCUCAUUUGGAAUUAAGUGACAGUGAGAAACUAUCAUUGCACAAAUUAACUGUUAGGAGGAUAAUUGAUGAUUACAAGAACAACAGCCUUAACACAAGAUUUUCCUUGCUUGCUCAUUUGGUUGCUCAGAGUACGGCUGAUGAUAAUAUUAUGGAAUUGAUUCAGAAGCACAUUAUCUUCCAUUAUCAUGACCAAAAGGGUCAUGAACUGGCUAUGCAUGUGUUGUAUCAGCUGCAAUGUGUCAAUGUUGCUGAUUCACCAGAAAGUUCUACUCCUGCUUCUAAACAUUACGAGAAGUUCUUCAUUUCACUUGCAAGGUCCUUGAUCGAUUCGCUACCUGCUUCGGAUAAAUCUUUUAGUAAACUUCUAUGUGAUGCCCCAUGUUUGCCUGAGUCUCUUUUUAGAUUACUAGAGAGUCUUUGCAUGUCACAAGGAAACAGCCAACAAACAAAGGACAGCGAUGGUGACCGUGUCACCCAAGGCCUGGGAACUGUAUGGAGUCUGAUUUUAGUGCGGCCUCCACUUCGGCAAGCUUGCUUGGAUAUUGUUCUAAAGUGUGCCAUUCACUCACAAGAUGAAGUCAGGGGGAAGGCGGUUAGAUUGGUUUCAAAAAAGCUCUAUGAUCUAACAUAUGCAGCAGAAAAGGUCGAGCAGUUUGCCACUGAAAGUCUUCUGGCAGUUGCUAAUAAGCAUGGUGUGGAGACAGAUGUUAACUUCACAACCUCAAAGGACUGUACAACCGAGUUUGAAGUAGGCAGCCAGGAGACUUCAGUUAGUGGCUCCCAGAUUUCAGAUGCGGGGUCUUCUGAAAAUGGCUCUGCCAAGACCCCUUUAGCUUCACCAAAACAAUCAGCAGUAUCUGUAUCUGAGGCCAAACGCCAUAGCUCAUUGUUUUUUGCACUUUGCACAAAGAGACCCACUCUUCUUGGACACCUGUUCAAUGUUUAUGGAAUGUCUCCAAAAGUCGUCAAGCAGUGUAUCCAUUGGCAUAUACCCACCCUUGUAAGGAAUCUGGGAUCCUCAUGUUCUGAGAUGCUGGACAUUAUUCAUAAUCCACCUGAAGGCAGUGAAGAACUUGUUAUCAUGAUACUGCAAACUCUGACUGAAGAAUCAAAUCCUUCAGCCAAGCUGGUAGUGGCUGUUAAACAUCUAUAUGAGACCAAGUUAAAGGAUGCGUCUAUUCUCAUUCCAUUGCUAUCCUCAUUUCCGAAGGAAGAGGUGCUGCCGAUAUUUCCGAGACUAGUUGAUCUCCCACCUGACAAAUUCCAAGAUGCGCUUGCUCGGAUAUUGCAGGGAUCUGCACACACUGGUCCAGCAUUAACUCCUGCUGAAGUUCUGAUUGCAAUCCAUGAUAUUAAUCCAGAAAAGGAUCAAGUUCCCCUAAGGAAGGUCAUAGAUGCUUGCACUGCUUGCUUUGAGCAGCGGACGGUAUUCACUCAGCAAGUUUUGGAGAAGUCACUGAAUAAAUUGGUUGACAAUGUACCAGUUCCUCUUCUAUUUAUGAGAACAGUUAUUCAAGCGCUCGAUGCUUUCCCUGCUUUGGUUGAUUUUGUCAUGGAAAUACUCUCCAGACUUGUUAAUAAGCAGAUAUGGAAAAUGCCAAAGCUUUGGGUUGGGUUCUUAAAAUUGGCAUUCCAGACUCAGCCACGCUCUUUUGAUGUUUUGUUACAGCUGCCUCCAGCACAACUUGAAAUUGCCUUGAACAAGUAUCCGAAUCUACGAACACAUCUUUCUUCUUUUGUCAAUCAACGGAACGCGCACGGUAUCUUGCCCAGACAGACUUUGAAAGUAUUGGGCUUCAUCAAUGAACCACAGCAGGCAUCAGUGCCAUUUGUGCCUGCUUCAUUACAAACAGCAGACACGACUUCCUCUCUUCCCGGUGCAACCCUAAUGUGAAUUGUGGUGAUUUAAAUUGUAAAAGUAAUCAGGUGCAAGAAUAUCACAGAAGCAUAUACAACGAUGGUAUGGGCCUGAGAUGGUGCCUGAGAUGGCACAAAUGAAGACGGUUUUAUCCUGUCAUGCCUCUGGAGUUGGUGCCUUACUUGACUCGGUGUAAGCAAGUGCACAGCUCUCGAGGUGAUUGAUUAAAGGGAUGUGUUUGUGCUGGAGUGGUUGCAUCUACGAAUGCGAAUCAGUGUUGUACAGUAGCUCUGUAGCUGUACUCUUAUGGUAAAAAGUAGUUCCAUUCGCAGGCUGAGGCCUCGGAGUCGAGCGAAGGCCAUAGGCAAUGAUCUAAAGAUAGAGAACGGAUAUUACUUGAUCACCAUGUUUCCGCCAAAGAGUGGUUGCACGCUGAUCCAUUAUUUUUGCAGAGAGCCGACAUUUGACUGAUUUGCGCUGACCGAGUAACCAUUGGUGCUGUGCUAACAAUUUGUUGGUGCAUUGUAAUGUUGUAUAUUCUUAUAUUAUUAAAUGUUUAGUUAGCUGCUAGCAUAUUUACCUUUUUGUUAAAUAGUCAUCUGUCAGCACUAA